Molecule: messenger RNA, 1577 nt
Organism: Microplitis demolitor
Lineage: Eukaryota; Metazoa; Arthropoda; Insecta; Hymenoptera; Braconidae
Exons: 5
Coding region: 260-1369 (369 amino acids)
Cellular component (GO): cytoplasmic microtubule
Source: RefSeq, a predicted model, not a curated record
GGGAAAGAUGGCAGUGUAUACAUAAUUAAAUAUAUAUAGGCAUAUAUAAACAUAAAAAAUAAAAUUGUUUAUUUGGCAACGAGAUCGCCAAAUAUACAAGUAUUUUUUUUUAAAUUAAAUUUAAUGAAAUAUGUGAUAAUUAUUUUGAUUAAAAAUAUAUUUUGAUAUCAUUGAUCUAGUGUCGCAAUUUGGUUACUUAUUAGUUGCUAUAACGUACAAAAUUAUAUUAUAAUUAAAUAUAAUACAUAUAUUUUUGGUUAUGACGACAUUGAAAGGAAUUUUUCCUAAUCCCAAACCGCCAAGAAAAAAAAAUUUUCUGUAUGAAAAUGUAAAGAGUUUGCGUAAAAUGGAAAAAGACAAUGCUAAGGAAACGGACAAAGAUGAUGCUGAUAAACUGGGAGCCAAAACUGGACCCAGGCAGAGUAAUAAGUAUCAACAUGUCGCACCGAGGGUUUACUCAAGUGGCCGAGGAUCAAGCGCAAUUUCUACCAAUAGUUCGGUUAAGAAUAAUAUUAAUUGCAGUAGAAUUAGUUUGAGCGGUAAAUUAAGCGCGCCAAGUCUGGUCAAGACUGCUGAUAAAAAAUCAUGUAUUUCAUUAAACUCUCAUCCUCAUUUUAAUUCUGCUGAUAAACGUGAUAAUAAAUUGAAGACUAAAGAGAGAUAUAAGUCACAGUGUAAUUUAAAUACAAGUUUGUUAAACUUGGACAUUAACUGUGAGACUGAUUCUGCGGAGAAAAAAAAGUCACGUAGUUUAGGUAUACAGACAUUGGACACCAAUGAUUUAGAUAGUUUGUACUCCGAAGGUAUUAUUAGAUAUCCAUCAAGUAGAAGUCGAGAAGAAAAAUCAUGUAAAGAAGUUGAUCAAGUGGAUUUAAAUCUUGAGUUGGAUAGAAAUAGUUCACCUACUAGAUGUCUGGGUGGUAAGCAAGAUUUAACAGAAUCUUCGCCGGGAAAAGAUAAAGAUUAUGUUAAAAUGAACAAAGAAAAAAUAACAGUCGCUGCAAGACUGGCCGCUCAAUUGAAUAAUGGAGUCGUGCCACCAAAUUAUCGCAAAGGAGUUGUUCCAAAAUAUAUACUUGAAAGAAAAGAAGAACAGCAACAAAAAAUAGAACAGGCUAAAUUAGAUGCAGCGAAUUCUGAUUGCCCACCGGGUCAUAUUCCACUGCCAGAUAAUGAACGUAAAGAAACGUUACGUUUAUUAAAAAAAAAUUAUCAGGAGUUAGUAAAUGAAUUAAAUAAGAUGCCAAUAAGAUCAGACACUCUCCGUUGUCAGAUGAAGAAAAUGGAAAUUGAGAAACAAUUAACUAAAUUAGAAGAAGGUAUUAAAAUAUUUUCGCGUCCUAAAGUAUUCGUUAAAACGGACGCUUAAUUAAUUGGACGGCGCGAUGCAGUAACGAAACAUUCCACCGAUCACCGAUUGCCAAUAGCAUUUAAGUAUACAAUUUAUAAAUAAUUUCACACCGAGCGCCUUAUAUAUAAAUAUAUAUGUUUAUAUAUAUUAUACAAAUACUAGGCAAUUAAUUAAUAGAUUAAUUAUUUACAUGUAAUGUAACACUUGAGACUUUGUAAAUAAUUGU